Spinacia oleracea (spinach) is the source of this 6781-nucleotide messenger RNA. RefSeq lists its product as uncharacterized. NCBI's taxonomy places the organism in Eukaryota, Viridiplantae, Streptophyta, Magnoliopsida, Caryophyllales, Amaranthaceae. The transcript has a single exon. The record is from RefSeq and is a predicted model, not a curated record. Bases 65 to 6781 code for a protein of 2238 amino acids. Gene Ontology annotation, molecular function: RNA-DNA hybrid ribonuclease activity; nucleic acid binding.
AAAUUUGUGUAAACAAAUUUUGGCACGCUCGGUGGGACAUUCUCUGCCUCUCAUCUCUGUUUCCAUGGAUCCAAAGAAAAUUGGCUCUCAACCCGCUGGCGCGACAUCUGUCACGGUUCAGGAGCGAGCUGCAGCAUUGGCUGCAAUGUUCCAGAACACUGGUAUCAUUACGAGAGGAAUGCGGAAGAAGAAUACUGCCUCUGCUGUAGCAGAUCUGCAAACUGCAUGCGUUCCUACCAAGGCGCGCAAACACCAUGCUUUUCCCUCAGUUCCUAAGGUGUUUGUCACACCUUCCUCUCAAAGUUCACAUGAAGUCCGUGUAUUCGGUUCAUUUCCAGCUGAACUGGAACAACAUCCUGUUGCUUCUCUUAAACUGAAGCAAAACUUUCUUGGAGCUUAUGACAAGAUGGUCAUCCACAAUAGCCCACUCUUCGAAUUUUAUGACGGAGAGAACAACUCUGAAACUGGUAGUGUUUCUCCAACUGCGACAUUCGAAGAGGUACCUGGUUCCGAAGACCCCUUUGAGUUCUCACAUGCAGAUACUGCGUCUGUAAUGGUGAUUAAUGCGAAAACUGUGGAGGAGCAACUUGCUGAGAUGAGGGUUCUUCUCGAACGGCUAAAGGCGGAUGGAGAAGAAAAAGAUGCUAAAAUCAAGCAUCUAACUAAGAAGCUUAACAAACGUCCUACAAACACCCCUUCAAGUCACGGGAGUUCUGAGAGUGAUGGUGAUAGCUCUGACUCUAGUAGUCAUUCAGGUGGCUCUGUCAAAGUCAAUGCCAAAAAAAUACAAGACAUGGUAGCCAAAGCUAUCAAAAGUGAACUGGGAGGAGGCUCUCACGGCAAUCAGCGUUACGUCAAACCUUAUACGAAGAGAAUUGACAAGCUGCGGAUGCCAACAGGUUACCAUCCACCAAAAUUCAACCAAUUUGAUGGGAAGGGUAAUCCCAAGCAGCAUGUCGCACACUUCAUAGAGACAUGUAACAAUGGCGGUACAACAGACGAUUUGCUCAUUAAGCAAUUUGUCUGUUCUCUCAAAGGGACUGCCUUUGAUUGGUACACUGGUCUGCCCGCGCAAUCCAUUGAUAGUUGGGAUCAAAUGGAGACGGAGUUUUACAAAAGGUUCUUUAGCACUCAACGCGUAGUUAGCAUGACAGAGCUAACGCAAACUGAACAAUGGAAGGAUGAGCCGGUCCUUGAGUACAUCAACCGUUGGCGCGCGUUGAGUCUGGAAUGCAAAGAUCGUCUGACUGAAACUUCUGCUGUAGAAAUGUGCAUCAAUGGAAUGGACUGGGAUCUUCUUUAUAUCUUACAGGGUAUAAGGCCGAGAUCAUUUCAAGAGCUGGCAACGAGGGCUCAUGAUAUGGAGAUCUCCCUGAAAAACAAGAAAAAGGGGACUUCUUCGGAAGCAAAGAAAGAGAAGAAGGAAUACACUAAGGUUGAGAAACCUUUCAAGAGUCUGACUAAGGAGACCAUGUCAGUAACUACUAGUUCAGCGCCUAUCAAGAUUUCAGGAAAGGCAAAGGAGGAAUACAAAGCCUCAUCUUCCAGAUUUGUCAAGAGUGACAAGCCUACCUUGAAAGAGUUGCAGGCUAAGAAGUACCCCUUCCCAGACUCCGACUUGCCUGGCAUGUUGGAUGACUUGCUUAAAAAUAAAGUCAUAGAACUUCCCGAGUCCAAGCGACCUGAACAAAUGGGAAGAACUUCCGAUCCUAAAUACUGCCCAUAUCAUAGGCUGGUGAGUCAUCCUAUCGAAAAAUGCAUAACUCUUAAGGAGAAGAUUAUGCAACUUGCUAAAGAUGGGAAGAUUGUACUUGAUCUUGAUGAGGCGGUUACAACUAAUCACGCUUCAGUAGUUUGUGAAUCACUUCUGCAGGCUCAAACCCUACAAUUUGGAAGUUUAGAGCCAGUAAUUGUCUACGUGAUCAGACCAGCAGUUCAACAUGAUGAUGUGUUGCCAGUUGAACACGAGGAGGAUGACGGAGGGUGGACGGUUGUCACAAGUAAAAGGCCGAGAAAACAAGUACACAGGCCACAACCGCAACCCCCUCGUCACAAGAAGAAACCACAAAAGAAAAAGAGCGACAAGCGCUCGAAAGGAAAAAAGAAGUUUAGGGGUGCUAACAAACAGACUGUGCUCCCUAUCGAUAUUCUUGAACAGGAGCCUUUGGAUCCUGUAACUUUGGAAGAAUUUUUUCCAGAAGAUUACUUUACUGCAGUGACUGUCAAUACAGUCUCAUUCAUUGAGGGUGAGGAGGAACUAGUCGGUGAAGAAGCGACGUCCAUAAAAUUGACCUCACCACAUUCUGAACCAGUGGUAGAUUCAAAAGUUGCCGCUAUCUUAGAAGCGUUGCCAUCACGUAUGGGCUGGAAGCAAAUUUUCCAUUUGCCUAAGGAAAUGUGUCAACAGGUGGCCCUUGCCCUCCAACACCCGGAAUUAUAUGUUGACAAGGUAAAGGAUGCUGGGGAUCCUGCGGAAAAUUCGGCCAAAUGUUUGUCCUGUAAUACAGCUUUAGCCUUUACAGAUGAUGAUUUGCUCAUGGGGUCAAAGCCCCACAAUCGACCUUUGUUUGUGUCUGGCUAUAUUCGUGAACAAAAAGUUGGUCGUAUCUUGGUCGACGGUGGAUCCGCUGUCAACAUCAUGCCAAAAUCCACAAUGAUUGAUUUGGGGAUAAAAACAAAUGAAUUGUCAACCAGUCGGAUCGUCAUUCAAGGAUUUAACCUUGACAGCCAGAGGGCAAUAGGCAUAAUACGCCUCGAACUCACCAUGGGGGAGUUGACAUCAUCUACCCUUUUCCACGUGAUUGACACAAAAACGUCUUACAAGAUGUUACUUGGACGCCCUUGGCUUCAUGAAAAUGGUGUCGUCGCUUCGACCCUCCACCAAUGUCUCAAAUACUAUCGUGGAGGUGAAAAGAAAAUCAAUGGGGAUGUCAAACCUUUCGCCAAGGCCGAUUCCUACUUCGCUGACGCAAAAUUUUUUGAAGAUGAAGGGGCGUCAAGUGAGAUACUGCCAUCUCAAAUCCUCUCUACAGGCAAGAAGGAUGAUAAGAAGAAAGUUGAUUCAUCCUUAAUCCCUAAGGAGCCGCCGAUUCAGAGGAAAGAAAUUCAGAAGGAAAAGGUGACUAAAGAGGUUGUCACUCAACCCACCCAAAAGGCAAAAGCGUCGUCGACCGCCCCUAUCCUGCGGUACAUCCCAAAGUCGCAACGCAAAGAAGGAGAAUCACCAUUUGAGGAAUGCCAGGACCCUAAAAUUGAGGGAAAGGUGGAGAAGAAAGUUGAUGAAGUCGCUCUCCAAGACUUGAAGAGUAAAACAAUCUUUCCCCUAGCUAAGGGUAAAAAGAAUCGAAUCAUCAAGUCGCCUACAGUUGAAGAACCUUCAGGAGUCAAGGAGCUAAACAAAGAAAAGUUUGACCCGAAUGCAUAUAAGCUCCUGGCGAAGUCGGGAUAUGAUUUUGAAAACCCAACACCUAUGGGUAAAGUCAUUGAUGCUAAACCUCAUGGUCUCAAUGACACACAAAAGAAACUUCUGGAGUACGGUGACAGGUUUCAAGAAUCCAAGACGGGGGUAGGAUUUAAACGCCCUACACCAGUCAAAAUCUCGAUAUGGCGAAAAGUGAAUACCUCAUCUUCACAGUAUAUAACUGCAGAAGAGGUUGAAGAAAGUAAAGUUGAAAGUGAUGGUCGGCCAGAAAAGACUUCUGUUUUUUAUCGACUGUGUCCACCUGCAACUAAGAACCAGGCAUCUGUGUUUGACAGGCUUGGUGAACAUGAUAGUAUGAGGAAGAUAUCAUCAAGUCCUCAGACAAAGAGGAAAGGAUCCGUCUUUAGUCGUGUCGGCGUGUCAUCCAUGCCUGACGACCAACCAAGACGUUCGGCACUUAGUCGCAUAAGGAAGAGAAAUGAUGAUGCAAGAAAAAAUGACGACGCAAAGGAAAGUGAUGACGCAAGAAGUGUGGUUCCCUCCCGCAUGAAACGUACUCAAGACAUAGACAUCACCGAACAACAACCUCUUAAAGCAAGGGUUCGUACUGUGGUAUUUACCAAUCAGGAGAAGUCAUCUGAUAAUUUUGCGGAGGACGACCGAGAGUUUGUUUCCUCUAAUCAUGUGACAGCGCAAGAAGUCUCAAAUUCUGAUGAAGAAAUAGAGACCGAGGUGGCUCCCAAAAUACUUGAAGAUGGGGGGCAGACGACUGUGGACGAACUAAAAGAGUUAAACCUUGGAACUCUUGAAGAACCACGUCCUGUGUAUGUUAGCUCUCUUCUCACUCAAGAGGAAGAACAUGAGUAUGCUGAAUUACUCUCAGAGUUUAAAGACGUCUUUGCUUGGAGCUAUAAAGAAAUGCCUGGUCUCGACCCGAGAAUUGCUGUCCAUCGCUUGGCGAUAAAAAAGGGUGUUAGUCCAAAGAAACAAUCUCAAAGACGUUUUAGACCGGAGUUGAUCCCUGAAAUUGAAUCUGAGGUAAACAAACUUAUAGGUGCAGACUUUAUUCGUGAAGUCAAAUACCCCACAUGGAUAGCAAAUGUAGUCCCCGUGAGAAAGAAAAAUGGACAAUUACGGGUUUGUGUGGAUUUUCGUGACUUGAACGAAGCAUGCCCGAAAGACGAUUUCCCGCUACCAGUCACGGAAAUAAUGAUAGAUGCUACGACUGGUCAUGAAGCAUUGUCUUUCAUGGACUGUACAGCCGGAUACAAUCAAAUCCGCAUGGCUCCCGAAGAUCAAGAAGCGACAGCGUUCCGCACACCGAAAGGGAUAUUUUGCUAUAAAGUCAUGCCCUUUGGAUUGAAGAACGCAGGAGCCACGUAUCAACGUGCGAUGCAGAAAAUUUUUGAAGACAUGAUGCACAAGAUAGUGGAAUGCUACGUUGAUGACUUAGUAGUCAAGUCCAAAAAGAGGGAGAGUCAUUUGUCUGAUCUCCGCAAAGUCUUUGAAAGAUUACGAAUAUGUCAACUAAAAAUGAAUCCCCUUAAAUGCGCAUUCGGUGUCACAUCUGGAAAAUUUCUAGGUUUCAUUGUCAGGCAUAGGGGUAUCGAAAUUGAUCAGACAAAGAUUAAGGCAAUACAAGAGAUGCCCGAACCUCGAAACCUUAAAGAACUUCGUGGCCUUCAGGGGCGUUUGGCAUACAUUCGAAGGUUCAUCUCCAACCUUGCUGGGAGAUGUCACCCAUUCAACCAUCUCAUGAAAAAAGAUACUUCGUUUGACUGGGAUGACUCGUGUCGAAAGGCAUUCGAAAGCAUAAAAAAGUAUUUGUCUUCUCCACCAGUGUUGGGGGCACCAGUCAAAGGAAAACCUCUUAUCCUUUACAUUGCUGCACAAGAGCGGUCGUUGGGGGCAAUGUGCGCUCAAGAAAUAGAGGAUCGCAAAGAGACGGCUCUUUACUACCUGAGUCGGACUUUGGUGGGUGCUGAAUUGAACUACUCACCCAUUGAAAAAAUUUGUCUUGCUUUGGUUUUUGCCAUCCAAAAGUUAAAGCAUUACAUGCAGGCUCAUACAGUCCAUGUCAUCUCAAAAGCUGACCCAAUCAAGUAUAUCCUUUCAAGACCAGUUCUCUCAGGACGACUUGCUAAAUGGGUUGUACUCAUAAAACAAUAUGACAUUGUGUACGUGCCGCAAAAAUCGGUCAAAGGUCAAGCAAUAGCAGAUUUCUUUGCAGAUCAUCCAGUGCCACCUGAAUGGGAGCUUUCUGUUGAUUUGCCUGGGGAGGAUGUGUUCUAUAUUGACGUACUCCCACCUUGGGAAAUGUAUUUUGACGGGGCUGCUCGUCAAGAUGGCGCUGGAGCUGGGGUUGUCUUUUUGUCUCCAGAAAAGCAUGUUCUGACUUACUCGUUUGUGUUAACUCAGUUAUGCUCAAAUAAUAUGGCCGAAUACCAAGCCCUCAUUCUAGGCCUCCAAAUGGCUGUGGGACUAGGAUUAAAGGACUUGGAUAUUUACGGAGACUCACAGCUAGUGAUUAGCCAACUCUUAGGAGAAUAUGAAGUCAAGAAAGAGGAUUUAAUUCCUCAUCACAGACAUGCAACAAAAUUGCUUGAGAAGCUUGACACUGUUAAGUUAAAUCAUCUCCCAAGGAGUGCCAACAAAAUGGCUGACGCACUUGCAGGGCUUGCAGCCACUUUGGCACUGGGGGCAGAAGAAACCAUGUCAGUACCGGUUUGUAACCGUUGGGUCGUUGCGUCAGACAUAGACGAAAUUGAAGAUGAGGAAUAUGAGGAAGUCGACAUGAUCACUGUUCAUCAAAUUGACCAAGAAGAUUGGCGUCAACCAAUUGUUGACUAUCUAAGUCAUCAAAAAUUGCCUAGUGACCCAAGGCAUAGAAUGGAGAUUCGUCGUCGAGCCCCUCGAUUUAUACUUUUUAAUGGAACUUUGUUUCGACGAUCUUUCAACCACUCAUGGUCGAGAUGCAUCGGAGACGAGGAAACAAUGAAAGCCAUGGAAGAGGCUCACGCUGGAAUUUGUGGUGCACAUCAAUCAGGUCCUAAAUUGUAUGAUUGCCUUAAAACAAUGGGCUAUUAUUGGCCAACAAUGGUGCAAGAUAGCAUGGACUACGCGAAGAAAUGUGAAGCUUGUCAGUUUCAUGCUAAUUUCAUCCACCAGCCUCCAGAACCAUUGCACCCUACGGUCUCAUCUUGGCCUUUUGAAUUAUGUAUACAAGGAUUUUGUUGGCGGUGUUAUAUCUUGGCAAAACCUAGUACAAUUAGGAUUCUUGGAUGUGAAGGCUCUUAUAUACUGCCGGGUAGAAACCAAGUGAGACGUAAACAGGAGAUUGUUAAGUCAAUUUUAAGUUGA